AUGAAGAAGAUGGGUGAAAUAGCUCACUAUAAAAUCAAAACCAACGAGAUAUCGAUGCAUGUUGCAGAAAAAGGCGACGGACCUGUAGUUCUCCUCCUCCAUGGCUUCCCGGAGCUCUGGUUUUCAUGGCGUCAUCAGAUCACUCACUUAAGUAACCAUGGUUACCGUGUCGUCGCACCUGACCUCCGCGGCUAUGGCGAUUUUGACUCCCCAUCCUCUCCCUCUUCCUACACCUUCUUCCACAUAGUCGGUGAUCUCAUCGGCCUUCUAGAUCACUUUAAUCAACAACAGGUGUUUGUGGUGGGACACGAUUGGGGCGCAACCGUCGUAUGGCAUCUGAGUCUUUUCCCGCCAGAUAGAUUUAAAGGAAUCGUUUCUCUCGGUAUUCCAUUUUUUCCAAGAUACCCUAUCAAUCCAACUCACUUAUUCACCAAAUCGUUUGGAGACGAUUUCUACAUCUCUCAAUUCCAGGAAUCAGGAAGAGCAGAGAGGGCUUUUGCGAAAUACGAUUGUUUGACAGUAAUCAAGAAGUUUUUGCUGAUCAACCAUGGCGAUGUACCGGUAGCACCUCCUGGAAUUGAGAUUAUCUAUCACAUGGAAAUUCCUUCGGCCAUCAGAAAUCAUUCGAUGUCAAUUCUGCGCACGGGAGGUCGAUUCUGA
Messenger RNA from Lactuca sativa (garden lettuce), 660 nucleotides. Its product is annotated as epoxide hydrolase 3. Gene Ontology annotation, molecular function: catalytic activity. Lineage: Eukaryota; Viridiplantae; Streptophyta; Magnoliopsida; Asterales; Asteraceae. The record is from RefSeq and is a predicted model, not a curated record.